Messenger RNA from Patiria miniata (bat star), 1636 nucleotides. It is a transcript of the gene fra10ac1, whose product is annotated as protein FRA10AC1 homolog. Gene Ontology annotation, biological process: dephosphorylation. The record is from RefSeq and is a predicted model, not a curated record. NCBI's taxonomy places the organism in Eukaryota, Metazoa, Echinodermata, Asteroidea, Valvatida, Asterinidae. The coding region runs from base 90 to 1097 and encodes 335 amino acids. Gene Ontology annotation, molecular function: phosphatase activity. The transcript has 10 exons.
CUAUUGAAAAAAUUCAGAGAUUUACAAUUUACUUUUUAAAGGGAGCCCUCUAUAGACUCGGAGUAGAUAUACAAAAAACAAAUGUAGAUAUGGCGAAGCCGAAGGAUUUUAAUUUGGCAGAGCAGUUUGGGUACAAUGCGGGUGAUUACGGAUCCGAGUUUGAAUUUGACGAAGAGCAGGACAAGAGAAAAAGGGCUAGAGAUGAUCUGGCUACCAAGAGCAGCCGCUCUGUAGCUGCUGUGCCAUCCAAGCGUCUAGUCCAAGACGAAUAUAGCAGGGAGGAGGGUAAAGCCCAACGCUUUCAUUUCCUGGCACUGACUGCUUAUGGACGUCACAAGGAACUCGUGAACAACUACCUCUUGUACUACCCAGACGCUAAGGAACAGCUGUUCAAGAGAAACACUGCAAAUGACAAAACCGACUUGGAUGUGAUUCGCGAGAAUCACCGGUUCUUGUGGGAACCCAAAGACGAGGCCGAGACGAGUUGGGCCAAGAAGCUUGCCAAGCGCUACUGGGAUAAACUCUUCAAGGAGUACUGCAUCACAGACCUCAGCAGAUACAAGGAAAACAAGAUUGCGCUGCGAUGGAGAAUUGAGAAGGAGGUUGCAGAGGGCAAAGGUCAUUUCAGCUGCGGUAACAAGCGGUGUGCAGAACGGGAAGGGCUGCGUAGCUGGGAGGUCAACUUUGCCUACGCUGAACACGGCGAGAAAAAGAAUGCGCUGGUGAAGCUCAGAUUGUGUCCCAAGUGCUCCUACAAGCUCAACUACCAUCACAAGCGCCGUGACGUGACACGGCAGCCAAUGAAAAGACCGUCCAGCAAGAAGGACACUCCAGAACACAAGAGAUCUAAGCAGAAACAUAGACGGAAAGAGAAGCACAAACACAAGAAACAUCGUAAGAAGCACAGGAGAGAAUCACCAUCUUCUUCCUCAUCAUCUGAGGAAUCGGAGGAAGAAUCGUCGCAAGGUAAAAGUCAAGAUGCAGCAGGAAGCAGUGGUGUAUCAGACAGCAAGUUUUGGAGCGGGCCCGCACCUGUGGUGGACGAUAAAUCAAGGGACGACGAAUUUGAAGACUAUUUCCAAGACAUAUUCCUCUGAAUUUCUCCUGAGAUGCUCUUCCUGCAGUAGAUUCUAUAAAGCACAAUCUUCGGACGCCGUGGCUGAAUACAAUACACACAGGCUUUCUAGCAAGAAAUAGAACGGAAUGCGUGUUGUCUUCCAAGUAGACGUUUCCUGCCAAUGUGUGAAGGUUAACGACUGUGGUUGUUAGAAAGUCCACCCGUCCGAACAUAUGGUGGCCCGAGAAUACGUUUGCAUCUUUUAUCUGGUUUGCGACAAGGAACACAACUUUUUAAUAAGUACUCAGUCAGCAUAAUGUUUAUCUGUGGACUGUAUUGUGGGGACUUUCGAGUGUCCCUACAAACUGUUUGGUCCCCAUAAGAUCUUUUGUAAAACUGGAGAGUGAAGUCCACACAACUACAGAACAAAUAGGUUGCAGUGGUACUGGCUGUAAGGCCACACUCCGAGCUCUAGUGUUCCUUCAUUGAGUCCAUAGUACAUACAUGUUUUGUAAGAGCAGUAUAUAGUGGUGCUCCCUAACGUGGCGCACUUCGAGGUUUCCCCCGACUUUCCUCCGA